Chionomys nivalis (European snow vole) is the source of this 831-nucleotide messenger RNA. Its product is annotated as prothymosin alpha-like. Gene Ontology annotation, biological process: negative regulation of apoptotic process; positive regulation of transcription by RNA polymerase II. Gene Ontology annotation, molecular function: histone binding. The coding region runs from base 82 to 411 and encodes 109 amino acids. The record is from RefSeq and is a predicted model, not a curated record. Gene Ontology annotation, cellular component: nucleus. The transcript has a single exon. NCBI's taxonomy places the organism in Eukaryota, Metazoa, Chordata, Mammalia, Rodentia, Cricetidae.
GACUCUGGCAGCUCUCUCGCCAGAGUCCUCGAACUCGAUUCGUCUCGCCCUCGCUGCAGUGGAACACCGGCGUGCCCCACCAUGUCAGACGCGGCCGUGGACACCAGCUCCGAGAUCACCACCAAGGACUUGAAGGAGAAGAAGGAAGUUGUGGAGGAGGCUGAGAAUGGAAGAGCCGCACCUGCCAAUGGCAAUGCUAAUGAGGAAAAUGGGGAGCAGGAGGCCGACAAUGAGGUAGAUGAAGAAGAGGAAGAAGGUGGGGAAAAAGAGGAGGAGGAGGAAGGUGACGUUGAGGAAGAGGAUGGAGAUGAAGAUGAGGAAGCUGAGGCUCCUACGGGCAAGCAGGUAGCUGAAGACGAUGAGGAUGAUGAUGUUGACACCAAGAAGCAGAAGACUGACGAGGAUGACUAGACAGCAAAGGAAAAGCUAAACUAAGGCCGCCGUGACCUGUUAACCCUCCACUUCCCAUCUCAGAAUUUAAACGUGGUCACCUUCGAGUAGAGGAGCAGGCCCCGCCCGCCCACAGCAGGCAGUGCCACCCACAGAUGACAUGCGCUCUUCAUCAACCCACCAAAACCACAACAUGAAUUUGCAACAGGGGAGGAAAAAACCAAAACUUCCAAGGCCCUGCUUUUUUUCUUAAAAAUACUUUAAAAGGAAAAUUUGUUUGUAUUUUUUAUUUACAUUUUACAUUUUUGUACAUAUUGUUAGGGGUCAGCCUUUUUUGAUGAUGACAGGUGACCAGACCAGCCUUCAGAGUGUUCUCUGUCCUACUUCUGACCUUACUUGUGGUGUGACCAUGUUCAUUAUAAUCUCAAAGGAGAAAAAAAA